CAAUAUUAGAUGAUGAAACAGCAAAGUCAUAUUUCUGGUUACUUGAAGUUCUAAUUAAAGCUACUGAAGAACUUUAUUCAAAUACUAUUUUAACAGAUACUAAUUCUGCUAUGACUUUUGCUAUCUCUAAUAUUUUACUUUGA
Racocetra persica is the source of this 143-nucleotide messenger RNA. NCBI's taxonomy places the organism in Eukaryota, Fungi, Glomeromycota, Glomeromycetes, Diversisporales, Gigasporaceae. The record is from the annotation of a GenBank genome assembly.